GGUGUGCGACCUUCAUUUCACAGAAAACGACAUCCUCCGGGAGACAUCUUACACCGAUGUUGCUACAGGGCGUGUGCUGACUGCACGCUUGGCCUACCCCCGCCUUCGCCCAGAAGCAGUUCCAUCAAAGUUCCCAGACUCCGGACAAUGCCGCGUAAGGGAACAGCGUCUUUCGUCAAAGACUUCAAGGGACCACCCGAAUGCUGCUGCAAAGGAAGGAAGAAUCGCCGAAACCAUCGAGGCUGUGGUUGAGAUGUUUCGCAGUGAGGAGGAGACAGACAGAAGGCGACUGCGUCCAAGGCAGAACCUGAACGCUGAUGGGAAGCGGAAAGCGACGGCUGGGUCUGUUGAGACUGCCCUCGAGACGUCUAGCAGCUGGGAAGACACAGAUAGGGAAGGUGGCACCAAGGACCCCGACACGGGGCGGACGCAUUCGAGGCGAAGGCGUCCAAGGCGAAAGCGUCCCAGGCAAGUCAGUUCAGAUUCUGAUUACGUGCAGAUGGCAAUUGCGGAAUCCAUUGACGCAUUUAGCAGUGAGGAAGAAGCAGACAAGGUGCACAGCGUAAAAGGCUCAGGCAGAAGACGAAAGCGUCCAAGGCGGAGUCCAUGCUCGGAUGACAUCCAAAGGGUGAUUGCCGAGUCCAUUGAGACAGUCUACAGCGAGGAUGAAGCAGACGAAAUCCUCAAUCUUAAAGAUCUAGCUGACUAUGCAAGAAAUCAACAGUAUUCCACAUUCUGGCACGCUGUUGAAGGCAGUAAACGUCUCAUUUUGGUGCACAUUGUCGAGGAUGAAGCACCUUGGAUCAAGUACUCUGUUGUCCUGAAAGCUGACCUUACUCUUACUUGCUAUGUCGCAAAGACGCCGGUCACAAAGCUGGGAUCCAGUCUCUGCAUUCCGACCGCUGUAAAGAGCAAGAGGGCAUUGAAGGAGCUCCUUGAGAGCAUUGAAAACUGGGACAGCAGCCUCAGCUCCACGUCUGAAAGUUUGGACGAAGACAUCAGCGAGACUGUUUGUCUGCUGCCUGGCAAGUCGACUGCAACACCGACAGAGGACAAGGCCGCUGCCAUCCAGUUUCUGAGGGAGCAGUUUAACCUACUGUCAAUGAAGAAAGAUCAAAGGCGUUACUCAGCUGACCUUAUGGUGUUCUCCUGCAUUCUCUUCACAAUAUCCCCUCAUGCAUACAAGUACAUCUGCAACUCCGGCAACGUUAGUCUGCCUCACCCUAUGAUCAUCAGGUCGGUAUGCCUGUCCUUCGGGAUGAAUUCCCAACCUCUGCAACAAAAUGCAACAUUCCUCAGAUAUGUGGCAAACAGGAUUUCUGAUCUGGACUAUAGACAACGCCUUGUGACCAUCAUGGUAGAUGAGAUCCACAUCGGGCCUUUCUUCGAUUACAAAGGAGGCAGCACUACUGAUGUAGCACCCAACUCCACGGAAGUGGCCGGUAGCGUGCUUGUUUUUACUGUGCAAAGCCUCACGUGCCAAUUCAAGGAAGUUGCGCAUGUCGUCCCCAUGCAGCGGGCUGAUGCUCAGUUUCUGCACAAGUUACUGAGUGACGUGAUUUGUGGGCUGGAGAAAAUUGGGUACAGGGUUGCAUGUGUCGUAAGCGAUGGCAGCUCGGUCAACAAAGAGGCUAUGUCACACUUCACGUCACCGCCAACUGAAGGAAUUGUCUAUCCACACCCGUCUGACCCUGCAAGACCGCUUUUUUUUGUGAUAGACCCUGUGAACAUACUCAAGUGCAUUCGUAACAGCUGGCUCGACCAAAGCAACGACCUACUUUGCUUCUACUUUCCCGAGUUCCACGCCGAGCCGACACGUGCACGGCGUAUGCUGUCUGGAUCUUUUGCAACCAUCAGAGAUGCAUACAACUUGGAGCGCCACCAACUCGUGAGGUACGGCUACAGUCUAUCAAGAGAAGCCCUGUGCCCCAUGAACGCUGAAAGGGAGAAUGUGAAGCUGGCUUUGCAGAUAUUCAACGACUCGCUCCCCCAGGUUCUUCGCACCCUCGGAGCAAAGCACAACCUGCGGUUUUUUGAAGAGACCGCGAGGUUCAUCGAGAUCAUAGUGAAGUGGUGGAAAAUAGUGAAUGUCAAAGCUCCGUACAAAGAAAAGACAUCAGGAGACCAGUUCCAAGAACCACUGUUUCCUUCGGUGGACGAUCCCAAGGUGGACUUCCUCUACAGGCUCCUGGACUGGCUGGACGAGUGGAAGGGCAAGGACCUUGACAGUGGGACGCUGACCAGCGAGACCCAUGCUGCUCUCCAGCACACGACUCAUGCAUUGGUGGAGGUCGCCAGGUACUGCUUCACCGAGCUCAAGCUGUCCCGCAUCCUUCUGGGGAAGAUUCAGACCGACAACUUGGAAGAGCGCUUUGGGAACUCCAAGCACCUGGCCGGCCCCCAAUAUCACAACUCCAUAAGACAGCUUCAUGAAGGUGAAGGUGAAUUACAGCCACAAGACAGUCUGCCGACGGUCGCUGCAGCCUGCGAAACAGAAAAUGACGAAGAUGAACAAUGGGAAGACCUCCACAAACGAGAACACACGUUCCGUCCCGGCUAUGCCGUAGGGGUGACCGGAGAGGCUUUGUUAAAGUUGGAAGACACCCUCCCGGCUCUUGUCUACGUGGCUGGAUAUGCAGUCCACGCCACCCUGGAAAGGCUGAACUGCGUAAAGUGCAGACCAGUAUUGUCGGUAAACAAGGCGAUCAACAUCUCUGUUGCUCAGCGACACUUCAAACUUGUCAAGGAACUGGAGGGAAGGGGGCUUCUUUUUCCAACGAUGUUUGCCAUAAAUGCUGUUGCGUACAGCUAUGUUGUGGCUCAGCAACUGUCCAAGCAGGCCGAGUCCUCGAAGGUUCCAAACCCGCGCCAGCUCGUCGCAGAUCUCACUGUGGAGCUCCUGACCAACGAGGGGUCUUCCGAGUUCGAUGUUUGUGAAGACGGACAUACGAGCGAGCUCGUGCUGAGGCAUGUGUUGUGGUGCAGCACAAACGUGUUGUUGAAAAACUUUUUCUGCAGGAUGAACAACGAAACAGUUGCAAACGCUAAAUCAUGCUAAAGCAAGUCGAGCACUACAUAUGUGGACCACGUCACAAAUCAUUGGAGUAACUAUACUUAUGUGUUAAUAUUCAUCUCCUUAGUUCAACAAAAAGAAAAUUGUACUUCAUCGAGACA
Messenger RNA from Ixodes scapularis (black-legged tick), 3174 nucleotides. RefSeq lists its product as uncharacterized. The record is from RefSeq and is a predicted model, not a curated record. NCBI's taxonomy places the organism in Eukaryota, Metazoa, Arthropoda, Arachnida, Ixodida, Ixodidae.